AUGUUUUGUCGCAUCCUCCCUUCCCAUCCACGUAAUCUCCCCACCGACGAAUUCGGCUAUCGAAAGCCUCCCCAAGCCAUUCUCGAGGUUGCCGCGAAGGCCCUCGGCGGACAGCCGUGCUGGGUCACCUUCAACCGAUGCGCGUCCACUCUUAAACCUUUACUUAGCCGGGUGGAGAAGCGGGAGAGCGACGCGUGGGACUCUCUCGCCGGGGCGUGGAGCAAGAAGAACUGGAACUCGCUCGGGCCUGGUAUGUCGUCUUGGGGUCGUCUUGGGGUCGUCUUGGGGUCGUCUUGGGGUCGUCUUGGGGUCGUCUUCAUUAAAAUGUGGAAGGCGUGGGAGGAUGUUGUAAUGGCUUCCCCACGCGAGUUAUCCCCCGUGUCACGUCCCCAACGGCACCCCUCGCCAUCCCCCGCCUUCAUUUCCCCGCGCGAUCGGCACCCUCGGAAGGGAACUGGAACUUCUGGCUUCCAUCCAGCGUGGGGCAAGCGGUCCGACUGGAGGAAACUGGAUGGCAUGUGGGGCAAGCGAUCCGACUGGAGGAAACUGGGAGGCAUGUGGGGGAAGCGAGCCGGAGGUCAGCAAUGGAGGGAUAGAUCCACCAAGUACUGGGACUCCUAUGGCAACGAAGAUGGGAGCGACGCGAUGGAAGCCUCAGAAAGGCGUAACGCCGUCUGGAGUCGCUUAUUUUUAGACGGAAGCAAAGAAGGGAUGAAGCGAUGGGGGGAUUGUCGUCUCAUUACACUUGCACCGGCCGAAAUCCUCCAGCCCGAAUCCUCUGAAAUCGGCUUUUGGAUCAGGCUGCCACGCUGGGAGAAGGAAGCGCGGGAAGAAGGUCGCGCGCUGGAGAAGGAAGCGCGGGAAGGAGACCGCGCGCGGGAGAAGGAAGCGCGGGAAGGAGACCGCGCGCGGGAGAAGGAAGCGCGGGAAGGAGACCGCGCGCGGGAGGAGGGAACGAAAGGGCGCGCGAAGCGCGACGCUGUGCGAAAGGACGACAUUCCCCAGAUCCAGUCGAACUGGAUGUAG
Messenger RNA from Darwinula stevensoni, 1026 nucleotides. The record is from the annotation of a GenBank genome assembly. NCBI's taxonomy places the organism in Eukaryota, Metazoa, Arthropoda, Ostracoda, Podocopida, Darwinulidae.